Tricharina praecox is the source of this 2240-nucleotide messenger RNA. RefSeq names its product glycosyl transferase. Gene Ontology annotation, cellular component: cytosol; alpha,alpha-trehalose-phosphate synthase complex (UDP-forming). Gene Ontology annotation, molecular function: alpha,alpha-trehalose-phosphate synthase (UDP-forming) activity. NCBI's taxonomy places the organism in Eukaryota, Fungi, Ascomycota, Pezizomycetes, Pezizales, Pyronemataceae. The coding region runs from base 364 to 1845 and encodes 493 amino acids. Gene Ontology annotation, biological process: trehalose biosynthetic process; cellular response to heat. The record is from RefSeq and is a predicted model, not a curated record. The transcript is spliced from 6 exons.
CUGCGCCUUAUCUAGAGAUACCCUCCCCCCACCCCCACCUCCACCAGCAACUGCUUCUGCCCUCUUCAACUAGCCUUCUGUUCUUCUCUCCCGUCUUAAAAACUCCCCUUUCUCCCUUUGCGAACUGUCGCCGCUCACACAUCAAACUAUCUCGCUUCCACUCCCGUCCCCAUCUGUACCGCCAUUAGCCAUCACCCGCUUCGUGUCUCACUCUCGAUCGGCGGUCCCCGUCCCCCGCACUCAUCACUCGCUCCAUCAUCUCCAGCGAAUACCUUCCACCAAGUCCCGAUCUCACAGCCACCACCCCCGCCGGAACGGUCCCCCUUCCAUCUCCCCGUCUAAACACACCUACCUACCGCAGCCAUGGCGGCCAAAAAGCAAGAACACAACCUGAUCAUGGUCAGCAACCGACUGCCCAUCACCAUCAAGAAGAAGGACAGCGGCAACUACAACUACAGCAUGUCGUCCGGCGGACUCGUCAGCGGCCUGUCGGGAAUGACCAAGACGACCACCUUCAGCUGGUUCGGGUGGCCAGGGCUGGAGCUGCCCGAGGAGGACAUCGGAAGGGUCGAGGCGGAGCUUAAGGAGCAAUACAACGCUGUGCCCAUAUGGUUGCCCGAUGAGAUGGCCGAUAGGCAUUAUAACGGUUUUUCGAACUCAAUCCUGUGGCCGCUGUUCCAUUACCACCCGGGCGAGAUCAGCUUUGACGAGAGUGCGUGGGUCGCCUACCGCGACGCAAACAGGAUCUUUGCCAGAGAGGUCGCGAAAUCCGUCAAGGAUAACGACCUGAUCUGGGUCCAUGAUUAUCACCUCAUGCUCAUGCCUGCCAUGCUCAGGGAAGAGCUGGGUGAUCGAGUCAAGAACGUCAAGAUUGGCUUCUUCCUUCACACCCCCUUCCCUAGCAGUGAAAUUUACAGGAUUUUGCCAGUGCGAGAGGAGAUUUUGAGGGGUGUGCUGCAUUGCGAUCUCCUGGGAUUUCACACCUUUGACUAUGCGAGACACUUCUUGAGUUGUUGCUCGAGGAUAUUAGGCCUCACGACCACCCCCAACGGCGUCGAAUACGAAGGUAAGCUGCGCACCGUUGGUGCCUUCCCAAUCGGAAUCGACCCGGAGAAGUUCGCCGAGGGACUGCAAAAGCCCUCGGUCCAAGAGCGAAUCGCGCAGCUGGAGAAGAAGUUCCAAGGCGUCAAGCUCAUCGUCGGAGUCGACCGUCUGGACUACAUCAAGGGCGUCCCGCAGAAGCUGCACGCCCUCGAAGUGUUCUUGAAUGAGCACCCGGAGUGGAUCGGGAAAGUUGUGCUCGUCCAGGUCGCUGUGCCGAGUCGUGGCGAUGUGGAGGAGUACCAGAAUCUUAGGCAGGUGGUAAACGAGCUGGUUGGACGUAUAAACGGAAGCUUCGGCUCGGUCGAGUUCAUGCCGAUACAUUUCAUGCACAAAUCCGUUGCUUUCGAGGAACUGAUCGCCCUCUACGCCGUCUCCGAUGUCUGCCUCGUCAGCUCUACCCGUGACGGGAUGAACUUGGUAUCGUACGAGUACAUCGCCACGCAGCAGAAGCGACACGGAGUGAUGAUCCUCUCCGAGUUCACUGGAGCAGCCCAGAGUCUUAACGGCAGCAUCGUCGUCAACCCGUGGAACACUGAGGAGCUCGCCAAUGCCAUCCACGAGGCUAUCACCCUCCCCGCGGACCUCAGGAAGGCGAACCAUGAAAAGCUAUAUGCUUACGUUACGAAAUAUACAAGUGCGUUCUGGGGCCAAUCGUUUGUCGGGCAGUUGACGUCGAUUGCGGAUCAGGCCAGGAAGAAGGAAGAUACGGAAGCGAAGGAAGCAGCCGCCGCGAGCUCAUAGGAGAUUGGCGUUGAUUCGGGGGUGGAGUGGUGGGCGCUUAAAGCCAUAUCGAAUAUCGUGGCAGCGGCCCAGGGAAGCCGGAAUGAACUUUAUCUCUAUUUUCUCUUUUUCUUUCUCUUCUUUUUCUGCGGAGGUAUUGUGCUGGCCGGAUUUCGUCUUUAGGACAACGAUAGUUAGACUUGUAUUCGCUUGCGAGGUAGAAUGAUUCUCUACCAUGUGGUGCAAAGAUAUUCUUCAGCGUCGUGAAGUCAGCGGUUAGCUAGAUAUAUCGAUAAUUGUACGUACCAUGCCAUAGCGUAAAACCGGGAGUGUUUGAGAUGCAGCGCUUUCGCUAGCGCUCGGCCGGCGUGUCGUCGUAGAGGAACAGUGCCAGGGGGGCAAAAAAUAGAGCGAUG